AUGGAUUUGAAAAAGUUUCGUGAGUACUUGAUCGAUGACAAAUACUUGAAUGAGUCGUUGAUAAACGAGAAGGAAUUCAAUAUUACCGUGCUACCGCCAAAUGUAUUAGUGACCAAGUUGUCAACAGGAAAAUUGACUGCAGUUGAAACAGUGGUUGCCUUUAUUAAAAAAUACCUUAUAGUGAACAAUUGUAUAGACUUACCGCCCCCACUAGAAAGUGAGUUCAAUACCGCUUUAGCUAUGGCUGGGUUCUUGGACUGCUAUUUUAAAAGCACGGGAAAAGCUUUGGGUCCACUACAUGGACUACCGAUAAGUGACGAUCAAUUAGAGAUAGCACAACUGAGAUGUAAUACAUCAAAUUAUGACACAGAUGUGUUAGGUAACAUUCCAUUGAGCAUUGUGUUCCAUGCAACUCUAAAGCCAAAUGAUCAUUCGGAAACGAGAACCUAUCAACCGAAGACUCCCAAUAUUUUAUUCAGGAGUUUGGCGAUAAACUCAGGUGUUUGA
This is a messenger RNA of Lodderomyces orthopsilosis Co 90-125, 507 nucleotides long. RefSeq lists its product as uncharacterized. The coding region runs from base 1 to 507 and encodes 168 amino acids. Lineage: Eukaryota; Fungi; Ascomycota; Pichiomycetes; Serinales; Debaryomycetaceae. The transcript has a single exon. The record is from RefSeq and is a predicted model, not a curated record.